This is a messenger RNA of Ilex paraguariensis (yerba mate), 2876 nucleotides long. The record is from the annotation of a GenBank genome assembly. Lineage: Eukaryota; Viridiplantae; Streptophyta; Magnoliopsida; Aquifoliales; Aquifoliaceae.
AUGGCGAGCGACGCAGACAUGAGUAGCUGGACCCACCUUCUCCAUUCGUCUUCGAAGCUUGUCGAACAAGCCGCUCCUUCUGCUCAGUUCCCUCCUCUUCAGAGGAACUUGGAUCAAUUAGAAGCAUUGUCAAAAAAGCUCAAGGCGAAAACCCUUAGGGCAGAAGCUCCAUCUCAAUCUAUUGCCGCCACAAGGCUACUAGCUCGUGAGGGGAUAAAUGCAGAGCAGCUUGCUCGUGAUCUUAAGUCAUUUGAGUUAAAGACAACUUUUGAGGAUGUUUUCCCUGCCGAGGCAACAAGCGUAGAGGAGUAUUUACAACAGGUCCAUGAGAUGGCAAUUGUCUCAGCUGUUCAGGAAGCUCAGAAGGAUAACCUUAGAAGUUUUAACGACUAUAUGAUGUCAGUUCUGCAGGAGGAUUGGCAAAAGGAAAAACGGGAUUUCCUCCAUAGCCUGAGUCGAGUUUCUACACUUCCUAGGACUAACAUAGGUGAUGCGGGCACUGGAGGUGCUCGCUCAGGUCAAAUAAUUGCUGUGACUUCUAGUCAGCAGGUUUCAUCUAGUCCAUCUAGCAUGGAGCUUGCACCUCUUGCUAACAAACCCAUCCUUGAGAAAAAAGCUACAGCCUAUGGUGAAGUUGUGAAGAAUAUCAACAAUGCAAGAGAGCGUGUCUUGCCAUUUAAACCUGCAACAUCUUUUAAGGGUGCUUAUGAAAGUUUGGGGCUCGACACAUCUGGUGGGAAAUCAGUUAGCAUGCAGAAGAUAUGGAACCUAAUUCAGACCUUGACGGGCGAGAAUUCAAGUGUUCAACAUGGUGUGUCAAAAAAAAUGUAUUUAGUAUUGGGUGCAAGGCGCCACCUUGAAUGGGGACAUGAGAAACAUAUCUUAGAUACCAUACAAAGUCAUCCCGCACAGGCUGCUCUUGGUGGGGCGGUUGGAAAUAUUCAGCGAAUUCGUGCCUUCCUUCGGAUUCGUUUAAGGGAUUAUGGGGUUCUUGAUUUUGAUGCGGGUGAUGCUCGUCGGCAGCCUCCUGUUGAUACGACUUGGCAGCAGAUAUAUUUUUGCUUGAGAACUGGAUAUUAUGAUGAAGCAAGAAAUGUUGCCUUAUCAUCUCGUGUUUCACAACAAUUUGCUCCUCAGCUUACAGAGUGGAUUGCAACUGGAGGUAUGGUAUCAGAAGAGACUGCGGGUGCUGCUUCAGAAGAAUGUGAAAAAAUGCUGAGGAUGGGUGAUCGAGUGGGUCGAGCUUCAUAUGACAAGAAAAAGUUGCUUCUGUAUGCUAUCAUAUCUGGUUCUCGCAGGCAGAUAGACCGUCUGCUUAGAGAGCUACCUACACUUUUUAAUACCAUUGAGGAUUUCUUGUGGUUCAAGUUGUCUGCUAUACGAGACCGUCCUGGUGGAUCCUCUUCUGCUGUUGUAAAUGAAGGAUCAAUGCCUUACAGUUUGGAUGAUUUGCAGGUUUACCUAAAUAAAUUUGAGCCGUCAUAUUACACCAAGAAUGGAAAGGACCCUCUUGUGUAUCCUUAUGUUUUGCUUUUAAGCAUACAGUUGCUACCUGCAGUACUAUAUUUGUCCAAGGAUAUGGGAAACGAAGGAUAUAGCAUAGAUGCUGUCCAUAUAGCAAUUGUGCUGGCGGACCAUGAUGUCCUUUCUGAAGGUGCUGGAGCAGCACUGACACUGGGGGUAUCAGAUGGUUUUGCAGAGGCCUCUAGCAUAAUCAGGCAGUAUGGGGCAGUUUACUUACGUCAUGGUAAUCUUUCAAUGGCAUUGGAAUAUUAUGCACAAGCUGCUGCUGCAGUGGGUGGUGGACAGACGUCUUGGACUGGGAGAGGUAAUGUGGAUCAGCAAAGGCAGAGAACCUUGAUGCUGAAACAACUCCUUACAGAGCUAUUAUUAAGGGAUGGUGGGAUUUAUCUUUUACUCGGUCCAAGAGGUGCUGGAGAAGAAGGUGAACUGGGGAGAUUUUUGACUGAUGGAAAAACAAGGCAAUCAUUUCUGCUUGAAGCUGCUCGUCAGUGUCAGGAAACUGGGCUUUAUGACAAAUCUAUAGAAAUUCAGAAGAGAGUUGGGGCAUUUUCAAUGGCAUUGGAUACAAUCAAUAAGUGCCUAUCUGAAGCAAUGUGUGCCUUAUCUCGUGGUAAGUUAGAUGGUGAGAGCCGGACUGCUGGCCUCAUUCAUUCUGGAAAUGAAAUCUUGGAAACCUUCAAAUAUUAUCCUGAAAUCAGCCUUCAAGAGAGAGAGCAUGUUAUGGAGCAACAAACUGUGUUAAGACAGCUUGAGGCAACUUUGUCUAUUUAUAAGUUGGCUCGGCUGGGCCAUAAUAUAGACGCUCUCAGAGAAAUUGCCAAACUUCCGUUUCUUCCUUUAGAUCCACGAGCACCCGAUAUUGCGACUGAUGUUUUCCAGAAUCUCUCUCCUCAUGUCCAAGCCUGUGUACCUGACCUUCUAAAGGUUGCUCUUCACUGUUUGGACAAUGUCACAGAUACAGACGGAUCACUUCGUGCCUUGAGGACAAAGAUUGCAAAUUUUCUAGCGAACAAUCUGAAUAGGAAUUGGCCUCGUGAUUUGUACGAAAGGGUUGCUCGAAGCUUGUGAAACAAAUUGUGGUAAUCUGGUACCUACCCCUUCAACAAUGCUUGUGUCAAUCUGUACAAAACGAACAACUCUGGCUAGCUUUUUGAUGAUAACCAUGCCUUUUUGCCAAGUUAACUUAAGUAAAUAAUUCGUGCUUUGGUAUGAAUUUAUUCUCCACUUGCAUGUUCUACUCUCUAGUCUCUCUCUCUCAGCUUGCUUGCUUUGAAGCUUUCUUUGCCCUACUACAUUAAAAGUGUGAUCAAGAUUGGAUACAAUUUGUAGACGCAUUGUCAUGCCACUUGCCC